UCUCAACUUAACAUGAAUGGACACAAGAAAUACAUCCGUGAUCGAUGCCUCCAUUACUUUUCUACCAUCGAAAAGCUACAGUCCCAUGAGGUUGAUUGCGGCGUACUCAACGAUUGUGCUGUUCGACUACCGGGCGAAAACGAUAAAUGGCUGGAAUUCACGAACGCUAAUCGUAAGGAGCGUCUCCCGUUCGUGGUAUACGCCGACCUCGAAUGUAUCCUAGAGAAGACCAGCGCUGAAGAGAGGGAAAAAUACAAAAGCCAACAUCAUCGUGUCUUCAGCGUUAGAUAUUAUGUAAAGUGCUCUUACGAUGAUUCUCGACAAAUUAGCAUUCUUUUUAACUGUGGACAAACUCGUGACGUUAAAAUCACAAUUCCAAGAUGUAGACCAUUUUCAUUAAUUAACACGGAAAGGUGUCUUUUCAUACGAUUAUAUUGAUAGUUCUGAAAAGUUGGAUGAAACAGAGCUUCCACCGCGGGAAGCAUUUUACAGCUCUUUAACUGACUCAACCAUCUCCGAGAAGAAGUAUGCACAUGCCAAAAAUGUUUGGGAACGAUUUUCAACGCGAAUGCUCGGUGAAUACAGCGAUUUAUAUUUAAAGACUGAUGUAUUACUUUUACCCGAUAUCUUUGAAAAUUUCCGCGAUACUUGCCUGAAAAGUUAUGGUCUUGAUCCUGCGUUUUACUAUACUCUCCCCAGAUAUACCUGGGAUGCCAUAAUACAAUAUACCAAAGUAAAGUUUGAAUUGUUCACAAACAUCGACAUGGUAUUGUUCGUGGAGAGAGGUAUUCGA
Messenger RNA from Venturia canescens, 793 nucleotides. RefSeq lists its product as uncharacterized. The coding region runs from base 13 to 438 and encodes 141 amino acids. The record is from RefSeq and is a predicted model, not a curated record. The transcript has 2 exons. Lineage: Eukaryota; Metazoa; Arthropoda; Insecta; Hymenoptera; Ichneumonidae.